Messenger RNA from Closterium sp. Naga37s-1, 1375 nucleotides. Lineage: Eukaryota; Viridiplantae; Streptophyta; Zygnematophyceae; Desmidiales; Closteriaceae. The record is from the annotation of a GenBank genome assembly.
GCACUUGAACCUCGGUGUGGCAGUCGUGCACCUUCCCUCUGGCCAGUCCGCGAACGUGCGAGCGGGCCAGCAGUUCCCGUUGGCGAGUGUGGCGAAGCUGCCUCUGCUCUUCGCAGCAGCGCACGCCCUCCACUGCCCCUGCCCCUGCCACUCCACCCACCACCCACACGCCCCUGCUGCUGCACCCUUCGCCUCGUGCAGCAGUGGCAGCAGCAACGAAUGGCCGCCAUUGCGGCGGCUGUCACCGAAGAGCAUGCUGCAGGUGCGCGAGGAGGACAAGUGCAUUGGCAGUGGCCUCAUGCGCUCCCUGCCCAGUGGCAUGGCAGUGGCGGUGCAGCAGUGUCUGUGGCUCAUGAACUGCAUCUCCGAUAACACCGCUGCCGACCUUGUGUUCAAGGCGGUGGGGUGGCCGUGUGUCACAGGGCUGCUGCAAGCACAUGGCGCUCACAGCACAUCCGUGCACCUCACACAGCGACAGGCGUUUCUGCUGGCGCUGGGCUUCUCAUCGGAGCUGAGGGAGCCGUACGGCACGCCCAGGGCGCGCAGGUGGCAGGGGAUGUCAGUGGCGCAGCAGAGGCGCGUGGCGCAGCGCGUGGAGGGGGAGAGCCGCGCAGUGAGCGUGAGGGACCUGAGCGCUGUGGAGGAGGCCUCGCUGCUGCUGCAGCACGAGUCCUUGCUUUGCUUCCAUGUGCAUCUCAUGGCAUGCCCACAUGCUCUCCCCCAGGCACAAGGCGACAAGGGCUACCGCAAUGACAGCCACAUCGCAGCAGCCAUGGACAACCGGGGGUCGCCAGCGGACAUGGCAGGGCUGCUGUGCAAGCUCACCACGGCGCGCCUGCUGCCAUGGCCGCGUGCCACUGCACUGUGCCUGCACACCAUGGCCAUGCAGGUGUAUGGGCAGCGGCGCCUGCCCUACUACCUGCCCCCCGCCACAACAGUGCUGCACAAGACAGGCAGCAUACUCGGCACUGUGAACGCAGCAGGGAUCAUCCCAUUGCCGCGCCCACCGCCCGCCCUGCACUCCUACCACAUGCGCCGCCAUCUCACCCGCCUGCCCUUGCUGCCCGCCGUGCAAGCCUCUCCUCGCCCCUCCUCUCCCGUGACCACAUUGUUCUCCUCCCCGCCACGGUCCUCCGCGCACCUGCCGGGGUAUGAGCACGCGGAGCGAGGGGUGGGUGAGGAGUCACUGCAAGUGGGUGAGGGGGGGGCAGUGGUGGUGGCAGCGUUUGUGGACAAGGUGUGGCGGCAGCAUGAGAGGGAGGCAGAGUAUGUGAUUGCGCGGGCUAGCAAGCUCGCAUAUGACACAUGGGGGGAAAGGCGACGGCUACGCCGCAUGCUGAGCGCAAGGGAGAGGAGGCGAUGGAUGGUAGGGUAG